CCUUCUCUUCUACUACCACCCCUCCCCCGCCUUCGUGAUUGCGUGUCGUCGCCUCGCCUUGCCUCGCGCCUCCGCUACUGCUUGUCUGCUGCUGCUAUUACCACAUCGUGGGAGAGGAGAGGGGAGGCCCAGCGCGAAGGCGUGCGAGAGGGGAGGGAGGUGGAGGUGGAGGCGUUUUGUUUCUCGUGUGAAGUGUGCUUCGUUCAGGCUCACGUUUUCCGAGGGCGACGGCGACUUGCUGUGGGGCGCGGAGAAAAUCUAGCAAGGCGUCGGAGUUGGGCGGGCGCGCGGACGGACUGCUCUGCUUCUGAAGGGGGGAGAGUAUCUGUAGUUUCUUGCGAUGGCCGAGAUCUGCUGCGAGGAGGCCAAGUCGCCGCCGACCACCGUCUCGGCGGCCGCUGUAGCGGCAGCGGUCUCAGCGUCGUCGGCUGCAGCCGCCGUCUCCUCGGCGAUAGACAGGCGGCGCCGUCGGAUGGAAAUGAGGCGGUUCCGCAUCGCAAGUGAUCUCGAGCUGGCAACCGGAGAGGACGCGCGCCCCGGGAAGCGGCAGAGGCUGGCGCGCACGGUGUCUGGCGCCACGGGCUCUGACGGGGAUUCGGUGUCUCAGCGGCCGAGCUGUGGUUGUACGGAAGAGUUCCCGAGGUACGGGGUCACCGCCGUCUGCGGCCGCCGUCGCGAGAUGGAAGAUGCGGUGUCCAUCAGACCGGAUUUCUUGCUUGAUUCCGGCAAGCAUCAUUUUUACGGCGUCUUCGACGGCCAUGGCUGCUCCCAUGUUGCGACGGCAUGCCAGGAAAGGAUGCACGAGCUGGUCGCGGAGGAGCACAGCAAAGCGGGCUCUGGCGAAGUGGCCCCGUGGAAGGAUGUGAUGGAGAGGAGCUUCGCGCGGAUGGACGGGGAGGUCGCUAACCGGGCGUCCACACGCAGCGACCAAGAGCCCGACUGCCCGUGCGAGCAGCAGACGCCUUCGCGUCGCGACCACGCGGGUUCCACCGCCGUCGUCGCCGUUGUCACGCCAACACAGGUUGUCGUCGCCAACGCCGGGGACUCCCGCGCCGUCCUCUCUCGUGCCGGCGUCCCCGUCGCGCUCUCCGUUGACCACAAACCUGAUCGUCCCGACGAGCUGGAACGAAUCGAGGCGGCGGGCGGCCGCGUCAUUUACUGGGACGGCGCCCGGGUGCUCGGCGUCCUCGCCAUGUCUCGAGCCAUCGGGGAUGGAUACCUUAAGCCGUACGUGACGUCGGAGCCGGAGGUGACCGUGACGGAGCGCACCGACGACGACGAGUGCCUGAUCCUGGCCAGCGACGGGCUAUGGGACGUUGUAACCAACGAGAUGGCGUGUGAGGUCGUGAAGGCGUGCUUCCACAACAAUGGUCCGCCGGCACCGGCCGCGCGGCCGGUCGGCGUGCCCCCAUCAGCCGAGGUGGAAGCCGAGGACGGAGACGCAUCGGUGAAGGGGAUAAACAGAGCGGAGUCCGACAAGGCGUGCUCCGACGCGGCCAUGCUGCUAACGAAGUUGGCGCUGGCGCGGCGGAGCGCGGACAAUGUCAGCGUCGUCGUCGUAGAUCUCCGCCGGGGAUUUUGAUUCUUGGCGCAUUAUUCUAAUGCUCCAUGAUUGUUUUCUUUACUUUUUAAAUCUAAGCUAUUUUUUCCUUUAAAUAUCUUCCUUCCUUUUUUUGUUUAUUAGUUUUAGUGUUACUAGCAGCUCCUACCAAGAUGAAUGAAUAUAAUAGCCUCUCUUUCUUUUUUUCACAAACGCGAACCGGGCAGAUAACCACAAGAGGGAUUGUAACCGGAAGAUUUUGGAAUCAAGAA
This is a messenger RNA of Oryza brachyantha (malo sina), 1812 nucleotides long. Its product is annotated as probable protein phosphatase 2C 9. Gene Ontology annotation, cellular component: nucleus; cytosol. Gene Ontology annotation, molecular function: cation binding; protein serine/threonine phosphatase activity. NCBI's taxonomy places the organism in Eukaryota, Viridiplantae, Streptophyta, Magnoliopsida, Poales, Poaceae. The record is from RefSeq and is a predicted model, not a curated record. The coding region runs from base 341 to 1582 and encodes 413 amino acids. Gene Ontology annotation, biological process: protein dephosphorylation. The transcript is spliced from 4 exons.